AUGAGUGGUGUAGGAGGUGAAUCAGUACAUUUGAGAAGAUCAUCAACAACUGCGACAACCACAGGAUCUAGUAAAAGUAGUUUAAAUAUAAGUAAGUCAGUUUCACCUACUGGUAAUAAAGCAGUUUCACCCAUGAGUUCACCAAACUCAUUGCAAAGUGGUGCAACUCCUACAAUAGCACAAUUACAAAGUUUAUUAAAACAACAACAACAACCAAAUCAUUCAAUAACAACAAAUAAUAAUAAUAAUAAAUCAGUAUCGGUUGAAAUUGAUGAUUUAAAAUCUCAACUACAACAUUCAAAUAUAAACGAUACCUUUAAUGAAGAUGAAGAAAUUGAAGAAGUAACAGACGAGGUUAUCAUUAAUCAUGAUUAUCAUUCAUCUGAAGAUGAAUAUGAAGAUGAUGAAGAUGAAGAUGAAAAUAAUAAUAGUGUAAAUAAUAAUAGUAAUAAUAAUAGUAAUAAUAAUAAUAAUAACAAUACAAGUAUAAGUAGUGCACAUAGUUGUGAAAGUAUAGCAGAGGAAGAGGAACUUACAGCAUCACCAAUUUUAUCAAGACAAUAUAGUUAUACAAUUGGUCAUGGUACAAAACCUGAUGUUGUUUUAUCAAUUGGCGGUGGAUUCCAUUCAUCACCAAGAUCAAAUAGAUCAGAGAGUACCAUAGUUCAUGAAGAUGAUCUCACAAAUCAAAAUGAUAAAGUUAUAAAUGCAAAAGAUAAAAUCUCUUCAGAUUAUAAAAGAAUGAUGGAAGAUCCUGAAGCAUUUAGAAAUGAAAAAUUAAAACAACGUAAAUCAAAAUUCUUUACAAAAAAAGAUUUAGAAGAAAUACCAUUUAAUCCAUCAUCAGGUACUCAAUUAAGAUCAACAUUAUUUCAACAAUUUAUGAAUGAAAAGAUACAAAUGAUAUCAGAGAAUCCAGAGAAAUAUAAAAGCGAAUUAAUGAAAUUUUAUAAACAAAAUUUGAAACCACAAGUACCUAAAUCACCACAAUCAAGUGGAUCAUUAUCAACACAUUCCGAUAAAUUAAAGACAUCAUCGUCAUUACAAAGAAGUAGAUCAGUUAGUCAACCACCAGUUGUGACUGGUAAUAGCAAGAAUGCAAUUGGUUCAUUGGAUACUAUUUUAGAAAAGGAGAGAAAGAGGGAUGGAAAUCAAGAUAGACAAUUACCAAUACUAUUCACAAAGUGUGUUGAUUUCCUCUCAAAUGAUGAAGCUUUAAAAACUGAAGGUCUUUUUAGAGUUGCAGGUAAUUCAAGUGAAGUUGAAGAUUUAAUGAAAUCAAUAUUACUCUAUGGUUCCGAUAUUCCAAGUAAUUGUUGUUAUCAUGUAGUUUCAAAUAUGUUAAAAAAGUUUUUACGUCAAUUAUCAACUCCAGUUUUCACUUUUAAAUAUCAUAAUGAUUUCAUCCAAACAAUGAAAUUAAAUAAUGAUGAAGAAAGAAUUAAAGCAAUUAAAGAGAUUUUAAAAUUAAUACCACCAGUUAAUCAAUUAUUAAUUAAAGAGUUGAUGAAAUUUUUAGUAAAAGUAACUAGUUUUUCAAAUGUUAAUAUGAUGCAUGCUCAUAAUUUAGGUUUAAUGUUUGGUCCAAAUAUGUUAAAGGCGCCAUCAGAUUCUGAAAUGAAUGCAAUUUCAAUGUUGGAUGCUGGUAAUCAAGUAAUCACUUUAUUAAUUGAAAAUUAUAAUUUAUUUUAUGAUAAUUAA
This is a messenger RNA of Dictyostelium discoideum AX4, 1701 nucleotides long. It is a transcript of the gene gacH, whose product is annotated as RhoGAP domain-containing protein. The coding region runs from base 1 to 1701 and encodes 566 amino acids. Gene Ontology annotation, biological process: signal transduction. Lineage: Eukaryota; Evosea; Eumycetozoa; Dictyosteliales; Dictyosteliaceae. The record is from RefSeq and is a predicted model, not a curated record. Gene Ontology annotation, cellular component: cytoplasm. The transcript has 3 exons.